AUGAAGGAAAAUGUGGCAUCCACAGUGGUUUUCAUUUUGCUACUGUUUCUCAACACCAACCUUCUGAAUGGACAGUCACCUCCUGGAAAACCUGAGAUCUUUAAAUGUCGUUCUCCCGAAAAGGAAACAUUCACCUGCUGGUGGAAGCCUGGGGCAGAUGGAGGAUUACCUACCAAUUACACGCUGACUUACCACAAGGAAGGAGAGACAUUCACCCAUGAAUGUCCAGACUACAAAACCAGUGGUCCCAACUCCUGCUACUUUAACAAGAAGCACACCUCCAUAUGGACGAUAUACAUCAUCACAGUAAACGCCACGAACCAGAUGGGAAGCAGUUCCUCAGAUCCACGUUACGUGGACGUGACUUACAUAGUUGAACCAGACCCUCCUGUGAACCUGACUUUGGAAUUAAAACAGCCAGAAGACAGAAAACCAUAUCUGUGGAUAAAAUGGUUUCCACCCACCCUGGUUGAUGUAAGAUCUGGUUGGCUCACACUCCAGUAUGAAAUUCGAUUAAAACCUGAGAAAGCAGCUGAGUGGGAGACUCAUUUCGCUGGGCAGCAGACUCAGUUUAAGAUUCUCAGCUUAUAUCCAGGACAGAAAUACCUUGUCCAGGUUCACUGCAAGCCAGACCAUGGAUUCUGGAGUGAGUGGAGCCCAGAGAGCUCCAUCCAGAUACCUAAUGACUUCUCGAUGAAAGAUGCAACCGUGUGGAUCUUUGUGGCCAUUCUUUCUGCUGUCAUCUGUUUGAUUAUGGUCUGGGCAGUGGCUUUGAAGGGCUACAGCAUGGUGACCUGCAUCCUCCCUCCCGUUCCUGGGCCAAAAAUAAAAGGAUUUGAUACCCAUCUGCUGGAGGUAAGUGCCAGAGGUAAGAAUAAGGGCAAGUCCGAAGAACUUCUGAGCGCCCUGGGAUGCCAAGACUUCCCUCCCGCUUCCGACUGCGAGGACUUACUGGUGGAGUUCUUAGAGGUGGAUGACAGUGAGGACCAGCAGCUGGUGCCCGCUCACUCCAAAGAGCACCCGGGGCAAGGCGUGACGCCCACACACUUGGAUCCCGACAGUGACUCUGGCCGGGGCAGCUGCGACAGCCCUUCCCUUUUGUCUGAAAAGUGUGAUGAGCCUCGGGCCAAGCCCUCCAAAUUCCACACGCCUGAGGGUCCUGGGAAGGCAGAGGAACCUGAAACACACGUUACCCAGCCCCAAGGCCCUCAGAGCACAGACGUGGAAGGCAAAAUCCCCCCUUCUCACGCCAGCGGAUCCCAAGCUUCAACGUGGCCUUGGCUGCAGCCCUCCAGCCUGCACUACUCCAGAUCGUCUUACCACAGCGUUGCUGAUGUGUGUAAGCUGGGCCUGGGCACGGCAGGUGCUGCAUCCACUUUGUUGGACGAAACAGACACACAUGCUUUAAAACCCUCACAAACCAUUGAGACUGGCGGGGAAGGAAAGGCAGCUGAGCACGGGGAGUCAGAAAGCUUCCGUUCCGAGACUGACCAAGAUGCGGCACGGCUGCUGCCCCAGGACAAGACCCCCUUGACCUCUGCUAAACCCUUGGAGUACGUGGAGAUCCACAAAGUCAGCAAAGAUGGAGCGCUGGCACUGCUCCCGAAACAAAACGAGAACAGUGGCCGGGCGGAGAAGACCAGCACCCCUGAAACCGGCAAGGAGUACUCAAAGGUGUCCCGGAUGAUGGAGAGCAACAUCCUGGUGUUGGUGCAGGAUCGGCGAGCACAAAACCUGGCUCCGUUGGAAGAACCAGCCAAGGAGGCCCCGCCAUCCCUGCCACAGAAUCCAGCCGAGGUAGACCUGGCCUCCUUCCCCGCGGCCCCGAGCAACUGCAGACUCCAGCUCGGUGGGCUGGAUUACCUGCAUCCCACAGGUUUUAUGCACUCCUUUCAGUGA
This is a messenger RNA of Mesoplodon densirostris (Blainville's beaked whale), 1899 nucleotides long. RefSeq names its product prolactin receptor (gene PRLR). The coding region runs from base 1 to 1899 and encodes 632 amino acids. NCBI's taxonomy places the organism in Eukaryota, Metazoa, Chordata, Mammalia, Artiodactyla, Ziphiidae. Gene Ontology annotation, molecular function: cytokine binding; cytokine receptor activity. Gene Ontology annotation, biological process: cytokine-mediated signaling pathway. Gene Ontology annotation, cellular component: external side of plasma membrane; membrane; signaling receptor complex. The record is from RefSeq and is a predicted model, not a curated record. The transcript is spliced from 8 exons.